This is a messenger RNA of Diachasma alloeum, 2007 nucleotides long. RefSeq names its product probable histone-binding protein Caf1 (gene Caf1-55). Gene Ontology annotation, cellular component: nucleus; ESC/E(Z) complex; NuRD complex. NCBI's taxonomy places the organism in Eukaryota, Metazoa, Arthropoda, Insecta, Hymenoptera, Braconidae. The transcript is spliced from 5 exons. The record is from RefSeq and is a predicted model, not a curated record. The coding region runs from base 203 to 1489 and encodes 428 amino acids. Gene Ontology annotation, molecular function: histone binding. Gene Ontology annotation, biological process: regulation of gene expression.
CAGAGACGGGAUUGACCCAAGCCCCGGCCUCGAUUGCCAUCCAUGAAACUGCUCAUGUUCAUCGGUUUCCACAAUUCCCGGCACUUUGAUACCCCAUCGUGUCGUCUUUUUGGCGGGCAUUAAUAUCCAUUUUGGCGAUUGAGUGAAACUAUUCAGAAUUCACUGAAUAAUUGCGGCGGAAGUUGAUCACUGAGCAGGAGACAUGGGGGAUAAGGAUGGUGCGGAAACUUUUGAUGACGCCGUUGAAGAGCGCGUGAUAAACGAAGAGUAUAAAAUAUGGAAGAAAAAUACCCCAUUCUUGUACGAUCUCGUGAUGACCCACGCACUGGAGUGGCCAUCGCUAACAGCUCAAUGGUUGCCCGACGUAACAAGACCCGAGGGCAAAGACUACUCUGUCCACCGUCUGAUUCUGGGUACUCACACCUCUGACGAGCAAAAUCAUCUCCUAAUUGCGAGUGUUCAGCUUCCGAAUGAGGAUGCUCAGUUCGAUGCUUCUCAUUACGACAAUGAGAAAGGAGAGUUUGGAGGUUUUGGAUCUGUGAGUGGAAAAAUUGAGAUUGAGAUCAAGAUCAAUCACGAAGGGGAGGUCAACAGGGCUCGUUACAUGCCCCAGAACCCUUGUGUCAUUGCUACUAAGACUCCUUCGAGUGAUGUCCUUGUUUUCGACUACACGAAACAUCCCAGCAAACCUGAUCCUAAUGGAGAGUGUCAUCCUGAUCUUAGAUUACGUGGACAUCAGAAGGAAGGUUACGGUCUCUCCUGGAACCCCAACUUGAAUGGUUAUCUCCUGAGUGCAUCUGACGAUCACACCAUUUGCCUCUGGGAUAUCAACGCAACUCCAAAGGAAAAUCGUGUCAUUGAUGCUAAAACGAUCUUUACUGGGCAUACUGCUGUCGUUGAGGAUGUCGCCUGGCAUUUGCUCCACGAGUCACUGUUUGGAUCCGUCGCUGAUGAUCAGAAGCUCAUGAUAUGGGAUACUCGAUGUAACAAUACAAGCAAACCCAGUCACACUGUGGACGCUCACACAGCCGAAGUCAACUGUCUCAGCUUCAACCCCUACUCCGAGUUCAUUCUUGCAACUGGAAGUGCAGAUAAGACUGUGGCACUCUGGGACUUGAGGAAUUUGAAACUGAAACUUCACUCGUUUGAAUCGCACAAGGACGAGAUUUUCCAGGUUCAGUGGUCACCGCACAAUGAGACAAUACUCGCCAGCAGUGGCACUGAUCGUCGUCUCCACGUCUGGGAUCUCAGUAAGAUCGGCGAGGAGCAGUCCAGCGAGGAUGCUGAAGAUGGACCACCGGAACUUUUGUUCAUUCAUGGUGGACACACAGCCAAGAUCAGUGACUUCUCAUGGAAUCCCAACGAGCCAUGGGUCAUAUGCUCAGUCUCUGAAGAUAAUAUAAUGCAGGUGUGGCAGAUGGCUGAGAAUAUCUACAACGAUGAGGAGCCUGAUACACCAGCCAGUGAGCUUGAGGCUGGUGCUUCAUAAAUUCAUUAAUAUUGACGUUAUUAUUUCACUUGGGGUUUCAAAAAAUUAUUGGAGAAAGCGUAAUUUAAAUUCAUGAAGGCGAGGCAAAAGGACAUUUUGCCAAUGAUUAUCAUUCGAUCAAUUUAAAAUCGCUGCAGUGAAUUUAAUGUUUGAUACAUUUUUAAACUUUAGAAGAAGCAGAAAAAUAGCAGAUGGUUUUUCCGCAAGUAUGUGUGUCAAAUGCAUCCAUACGCUGGAUAAUUUAAGAUUAAGCAACUAUUUAAGAAAACUCUGGGAUUAAUUAUUGUACUAAUUCAAGUGUAUGAAAACCCCACAAUAUUUUACCUGUUUUUCGUUUUCACCUCGUUUUAUUUUUCUUCGUUUUGCAGCCGAAACAAAUGUAAUCCGAGUAUUUUUUCUACUUAGUUAAUAAGUCUCUCUGUAAUAAGAUAUGUAACUGACGGAAUCGGAUAUUCCAAUUACAAUAAGGUUCACCUUCCACACAUUUCAAUAUGAAAUAAAGAACAUGAAGAAUUAUA